AACCCCCGCCAUGUACCCCGUCUACUUCCCAUCCGGGCAGCAGCCCGCGCGCUUUGCGUCCGACAAGGGCGGCAAGUGGAAAAUCAACAAAGUGGACGACCUCUCGUCGUCGCUCUUCUCCUCCACCCUUUCAACCACCACCACCGCCGCCACCGUCAGCCCCACGCUGGGUACGACGUGUGCGGGGAUGAUCAACCCGUGCGGCGGGGGCAUUUGUUACGUGAGCGGUGGAGUUCCGCGGUGCGACUGCAGCGCGAUGGCCAAUAUGGUUGAGGUGUUGGGAUUGCCAACGUCCAAGUGCGUGCCACGAAGUCCCUGCACAAAGUCUCCUGUGAAUCCCUGCGGCGGCGGAACGUGCUCAGAUGUUGGCGACGGGACAUACACGUGCGCGUGCUCUGCGGGUUACGCCGUCGGCGCUGCUGUCGACGGUUCGCCGACGUGUGUUUCUGCAGCUGGCCUCGCGAAGUCCUAUGUUACCAACCCUGGCGACAACUGCACGUUUGUCGCGACAUCUUUCAACAUAUCGACCACCACGCUGACAAACCUGAACACAUUCAUUAACUGCUCCGUUACAGAAUACCUCCCUCCUGGAAUUGCUCUUACAGUCGCAGUGACUUCCUUAUCCUCCUCCUCCUCAUAUUGCACCAACACUUAUACAGUCCGACCUCAGGACACUUGCACUUCUGUAGCAAACACUUUUUUCAACGGUUCACUCACUUCCCUUUUGGCAAUCAACCCUGGCUUGUCGUGCAAGCGCUUGUUCAAGUCACAGCAAGUAUGCCUUCAGAUGGUUACCGCAUCGACAACAUCGUCGGCUCCACAGUGCGGGCAAAGCGUCCCUGUUGUCAUUGGAGACACUUGUGCUUCGGUUGCUGUUAAAUAUUCAAUUGACAACGCAACAACAUUUGCCUCGCUUAACCCAGGCGUCAACUGCAACAUCAAUCUUGCAGUGGGCUCAUACGUCUGUGUGGCGCCAGCAGCACCUGCGACCAGCAUCAACUGCACGGGGUGGUACCGGGUGAUGCAGGGCGACACAUGCCCCUCCAUCUGGAAUGCAGCCAACCUCACCAUGUCCAUGUUCCUCUCCAUCAACCCGGGCAUCCAGGCGCCCUACUUCGUGGUGGGUCAACAAGUCUGCAUCGACUCACCCCUCCUCACCACCAUGCAGCGAAACCCAAACGCCAACUACUCCAUCUACACCGUCCGUGCCGGCGAUACCCUCUCCUCCAUCUCCACCCAAUACCUCACCCGUUGCACACUACUCUCCGUUUCCCCCGCUGCCAUUGCCACCCAAAAUUUCAUCUCCAAUGCCACUGCACCGCUCCCCGUCGGCAUGAAUCUCAUCAUCCCCUGUAUAGGCGGCAUCGGCAUGAUUGACAGCGGCUGUGCAAUUUCUCUCACAGUGUGCGGAGCGGAUUUUGUCUCGUACCCGUCGUACUGCCAUGCAGCCGUGAACUAUGGUCUUUCACUAUUCCAGAACAACCCGUGUGACAACUGUGGGGCGGCGUGCGUUGGCCGCAUGGGGCUGGCCCCGGCCUCAGGCUUCGGCUGCACGCAAGCCAUCUGCCCGUAUCCAACCUGGUUAUCAACUUCAGACUGCACUCUAGGAGAUGGCAACAACGUUACUGCACCGUGCUGCAACUACCGGAAGACGCUUUGCCAGAAGUCGUGCAACGCGACGGCUGAAACUAUGGGCGGAACCACCACGACCAAAACGGCCAACUACAACACGUGCUGGAACAAUUGCUACUGCUGCGCUGGAUCGCCGUGCGGGGGCCCCGCGUGCCUUGCCUCGAGCAACGCCUGCUAUCAGACCUCACCGCGCACUUGCUCGUACGCAAUUGGAGUUGGUUACACGUUCAUCUGCAACUACUAUCCUGCUGCAAGUCCCUUGCCUUAA
Closterium sp. Naga37s-1 is the source of this 1900-nucleotide messenger RNA. NCBI's taxonomy places the organism in Eukaryota, Viridiplantae, Streptophyta, Zygnematophyceae, Desmidiales, Closteriaceae. The record is from the annotation of a GenBank genome assembly.